This is a messenger RNA of Racocetra fulgida, 546 nucleotides long. NCBI's taxonomy places the organism in Eukaryota, Fungi, Glomeromycota, Glomeromycetes, Diversisporales, Gigasporaceae. The record is from the annotation of a GenBank genome assembly.
AUGGAAAAAAGUUUCUUGAAUUUUAAGGCUAAUCAUCCCGAUUGGGAACCUACCGAUCCGGCCGGAUCGCUUUACCUUAGUCGACUUAAUUUCAGCAAUCAAGUACAUUCAGAACGUCAUGAACGUCAUGAACGUCAUAAUUCAAUUCGUUCUGCCCAUAUAGAUUCAAUACUAAAGAAUAAUCGACGUAGCAGUAAUAAUGUUCAUUUCGGAUAUGCUCCUAACUAUAAUUAUGCAGGUAAUACUGCUACUGGAGCUGGAAUAAAUUCCACGAUAGAUGAUAGGCCAUCAUCAUAUGUACAUAACAAUACGUCACGAAAUAGUUAUCGUGUUAGUGAUCAGUCUACUUCAGACGUCCAAAGUUCACCGGAUUCAAGUCAAGAAGAACAUUAUGCGAGCGAUCUGAGUGGUUCAUUCUUCUUACCCGGAACAAAAUAUGGUGGUGUUGCACAUCUAUCUGAAUCCAAUGAACCUGAUCGACCACGACAUGAUGGUGUAAUUGGAUUAUUAAACCAAUUUUAUGAACUCAAUAAUUCAUCUAUGUAG